This is a messenger RNA of Colletotrichum lupini, 1611 nucleotides long. Its product is annotated as major facilitator superfamily transporter. The record is from RefSeq and is a predicted model, not a curated record. NCBI's taxonomy places the organism in Eukaryota, Fungi, Ascomycota, Sordariomycetes, Glomerellales, Glomerellaceae. Gene Ontology annotation, biological process: transmembrane transport. The coding region runs from base 1 to 1611 and encodes 536 amino acids. The transcript has 2 exons. Gene Ontology annotation, molecular function: transmembrane transporter activity.
AUGGACGCCAAGGAUUCACAGUCCAACCCGCGCAACGACAUUAGCCUCGAGUCGCUGCACCCGAUUGAGCCCAACGCGGAUGGGAACGUUGACGACAAGAAGGACAUACCGAUCAUUGCAUCGGCAUCUCCGCCACCUACCAUCGCCAAUGUUAACAUACUAGACGAGGAAGAUGCGCAGUCGGGCCCUGACUCGAGCCAGGUGGAAAACGAGAAGUUGAAAAGGCGGGCACGCUGGGCUCUCUUCAUUAUGUCCUUCUUCAUGGGAGAUGUUGCGGAUGGGCUCGGCCCAUUUCUUGGCGUUUACCUACAACAACGUGGGUGGGAACCUGGGCUGCGUGGUAUGGUGAGUACGGCGGGCGGUGUUGCUACCAUCAUAGCAACGGGGCCGAUCGGUGCGCUUAUAGAUGCAACGAAGUACAAGCGAUUUCUCGUCGCUGGCUGCGCCCUCCUCGUGGGUGUUUCUCAAGGACUCAAUCUGAUCUCCACACAUCCGGCCCUCGUCUUUUCCACGCAAAUUGUGUCUGCCGUCGCAGGCACAAGCAUGAUGCCUCUUCUCGUGGCGCUCACACUGGGCAUCUGCUCCCCUGACCAAGAAGGCAGCACUACGCAGAACAAGAGAAAGCACAGCUUCCGCGUACUAAAUGGACGAAAUCAGGCAGCUAAUCAUGCAGGCAACAUGGUCAGCGCGGGUCUAGCUGGGGUUUUGGGGUCGAAAUUCGGCUUGAACGCGGUCUUCUACCUCGUCAUGGCAUUCUGCGCAACGACGAUAGCAAGUGUUUUCCUCCUACCGGAGAGAGCAGUCGAUCAUACAGCAGCAAGAGGAGGGCCUGCUCCUGAUCAAAGCGCGGGUAAUGCCCAUCGAACGCAAGAGAGAGGGGAGGUAGACAUCCAUGAUUUCGCAGAAAGGGGCGACAUGCCACCUCCUCAGACUCCGAUUGCCAGUCCUAAGGCCAGCUUCCGUCGAUUGAGUCUGAAGCCCAAGUUCACUUACAGCUGGAUCAAGAUCUUUCAAAACAAUUGGCCUCUCGGUAUUGUCGCCAUCACAAUAUUCAUGUUCCACCUCGGCAACGCUGCAAUUCUCUUCCUUUACGGCCAGGCCUUGGUGGCCGCAGGCGAGGGAGAUCCUGCCGCAACCACGGGCCUAACCGUCAUCAUAGCACAGGGCACAAUGGUCAUCGUCUCAAUCCUGUCUGCUUGGGCAUCCGGCCGUUACGGCUACUGGUCAGCUGUUCUGCUCUCGUACUGCGUCUUGCCCGUCCGCGCCGCUGUCGCAGGCCGUGUUAUGAAGGGCUGGGGCGUGUGGCCAGUCCAGAUCCUCGAUGGCAUUGGCGCAGGUAUUCAAAGCGUAGCAAUUCCAGGGUUGCUAGCCGUUAUGAUGGCUGGCACUGGGCAUGUAAAUGUCACUAUGAGCAUUGUCGGUGGCAUCACUCGACAGACUGGUGCCGCUAUUUCGCACUCGUUGGCUGGGUGGGUGGCGCAGGCCAGGAGCUACAGCUUUGCGCUUUACCUGAUGGGUGUCUUCCCUCUUGUCUCUGUAUUCUUAUGGGCUAUCUUUUAUAAGAUCCUACGGCCGGUGAUGGACAAGAAACUUGAGGAGACCAAUACGUAG